AUAAAAUGCUAAAAUGCUAAGGGUUUACAGAUCCAUUUUUUUUUCGCGAUUGGAUUCAUGGGCGAUCUCAGCGCGGCAGAGGUCGCCAAGCACAAAUCCGCGACCGACUGCUGGUUCAUCAUAAAUGGCAAGGUGUAUGACGUGACGAAUUUCCUGGUGGAUCAUCCCGGAGGCGAGGAUGCCUUGCUGGCCGUCGCAGGCAAAGACGCGAGUCAGGAUUUCGAGGAGGUCGGGCACAGCGACAGUGCCAAGGAGCAAAUGGAGCAAUUCCUGGUGGGAUUCGUGGAGGGCUACGCCGGCGACAAGGAUUCCAUGCCCGCGAAGCGAUCCGCGGUGGAGGAGGAGGAGGAAGAGGAGGAGCCCGUGAUGCGCCCUCUCGCGAUUGAUCCGGCGGAUCGGCCGAGCGUGUUCCUAAAGUACGUGGUGCCGCUGCUGCUGCUGUGCUUGGCAUUCGCGCUCCAGUUCUUCGGCAAGAAGAAGAACCCCGAGGACCCAAGCUCGUGAAGGGGCGAAUAUUUCCUCGCAAACGAAUAUACGAAUUCAUUAGUGUUAACCUGCAUGGUUCUGUUAGCAAGAAAUAAUACGAUUAUCAGAGUCGAUCC
Molecule: messenger RNA, 602 nt
Organism: Selaginella moellendorffii
Lineage: Eukaryota; Viridiplantae; Streptophyta; Lycopodiopsida; Selaginellales; Selaginellaceae
Product: cytochrome b5
Exons: 3
Coding region: 58-504 (148 amino acids)
Cellular component (GO): intracellular membrane-bounded organelle; membrane
Molecular function (GO): heme binding
Source: RefSeq, a predicted model, not a curated record